AUGGACACGCCGGUGCUCGAUGCCACGUGCGCGGCCUGCGCCGCGUCGCUCGAGGGCAAGCCCAACCAGUGCGUGACGGACUGCGGCCACGUCUUCUGCGUCGCGUGCGUCUGCAAGCAGCUCGGUCACCAGAAGAACCGAUGCAGCUACUGCCAAUCUGUCGUGAAGCUCGUGCGCCAGCUGGAUCCGCUCGGACAGGACGCGUCGCGUGAGAAGCCGUGCAGCGUCAAGUUUGCCAACACGACUUACAUCCUCUACGUGAGCAUCUGGAGCGUCCACGACCCGACGGCGACGCUCGCUGAGCUCUUCCACUUGGAGAAAUCGGCGCGGCUCAUCCACCAAGGCAAGGUGCUCAAGAAGGGCGAUGUGUGGCCCGGCGCCGUCGUCCAGCUCGUCGGCACACGCAAGACGCUCGAUGCAACGCCGCCUGCGUCCGCAUCCAGUCGCUUCUCGUCGCUUUGGGAGGCCUCGCUCGCCUCGCUAGUCUGGUUGCUCCUGCUCCUGACAACGCCGUUCCGAUACCUCUAUCUCUUUUUCCACUCGAUGGUUACGGGCCACGCGUACACGAGCUUGCCCACGCAGCGCUAGCCCCCGUCGAGCCCCGCGCCGGCG
This is a messenger RNA of Saprolegnia parasitica CBS 223.65, 612 nucleotides long. RefSeq lists its product as hypothetical. The transcript has 2 exons. NCBI's taxonomy places the organism in Eukaryota, Oomycota, Saprolegniomycetes, Saprolegniales, Saprolegniaceae. Bases 1 to 588 code for a protein of 195 amino acids. The record is from RefSeq and is a predicted model, not a curated record.